Molecule: messenger RNA, 1066 nt
Organism: Labrus bergylta (ballan wrasse)
Lineage: Eukaryota; Metazoa; Chordata; Actinopteri; Labriformes; Labridae
Source: RefSeq, a predicted model, not a curated record
UGCUUAGUUUACCAGAGGAGACUGGAAGCAGACCAGGUCACAGUGGGAGAACUUUCCCCGCACUAGAAAACAUAUCUGGCAGAUUUCUGGGACAUUUUCAUUUACAUUUCUGCUGCAUCUUUGUCUCCACUUGGCCUUCCAUCAGGGACGAUGAUGGCUCGGGGAUUUUACAUAUUGGCUUUGCUGGCUUUUGGACAGGCUCUAGAAAUGUCUACUCAUGUUGGUACUUCACCGGAAAAACUGACCAAAGCCUCUGAUUCAAAUAAUGGAUCACAUAGUACUAUGAUCCCGCCUACAACAGCUUUCACACGGACUUCUACAGCUAUGCCUAUAACCAUCACUAAAACUGUUUCUCCUCCAAACACCACAAUCAUUUUAACAACCAGCCCCACCCCCGCUGCUGCCACCCAGACGAGUACCACUACCCUACUGACUAGCACCAUGCCUGAAACUACUGCUCCAAUGACCACUUCAUCUGCAACCCCUUCCAUUGCUACAAGUGGUACGACCUCCUCUAAGCCGAUAACUACAUCCCCUCCGCCAAACAAGACUUCAUCUGCAACCCCUUCCAUUGCUACAGGUGUUACGACCUCCUCUAUGCCGAUGACUACAUCCUCUUCCCCAACCAAUGCUUCGUCUGCACCCCCUCCCAAUAUAACCUCCUCUACACCAUUUCCUCCUACAAACUCUACAGCCAAGUCUACCACCCCAGACAGUGGAGGGUCAGGCGUCAGAGCUUCUCUGCUGUUUUCUGUCAUGCCAGUGUUGCUCUACACUCUACUGCCACCGAGCAGUAACUGGUAAAUUUUAACUUUUUGAAAUUGUGUCUUCGGGUGAAUGUUGAAUAAUAGUGAAUGAAGGUGCACUCUAAAGAUGGAACAGAUUUAAGUUAAAUUUAAUGUGCACAUUAAUAAACUUCAGGUAUUUGGAGGUCAAUAUAAAAAGUAAUUCGAGCAGCACAUACUUGGAAUACUAUACCCACAGAACUAAUGAACAUCACAUCUCUGAAAUCCUUUUCUAAAUCUAUAAAACAAUUGCUAUUAAACAAUCAGACAUGCUGCCAUAA